AUUAACAGACCUGUCAGGCUCUCUCACAGAUGGACCAGUAAACUAUAAAUACAAGACCAAAUGCACUUGGUUAAUAGAAGGAUACCCUAAUGCAGUUCUCAGGCUGCGCUUCAAUCACUUUGCCACAGAGUGCAGCUGGGACCACAUGUACAUCUAUGAUGGAGACUCCAUUUAUGCCCCUUUGAUUGCGGUCUUCAGUGGUCUAGUGGUACCAGAGACCCGGGGUAAUGAGACAGUCCCAGAGGUGGUUACGACAUCCGGCUACGCUCUGCUUCACUUCUUCAGCGAUGCUGCUUACAACCUGACCGGCUUCACCAUCACCUACUCGAUAAACUCUUGUCCCAACAACUGCUCGGGCCACGGCAGAUGCAGCACGGCGAACUCGGUCUCCGGUCGCGUUUACUGUGAGUGUGAGGAGUACUGGAAAGGAGAGGCCUGCGACAUCCCGUACUGCAGAGACAACUGUGGCAGCCCCGAUCACGGCUACUGUGACCUGACCGGAGAGAAACUCUGCGUCUGCAACGACAGCUGGCAAGGUCCAGACUGUUCUCUGUCUGUUCCAUCCACUGAGGCCUUCUGGGUGCUUCCAAGUGUCAAACCGUCUGCACAAUCUUUGGGCCGGGCGUCCCAUGAGGCCCUGGUGCACUCUGGGCUGAUGUGGGUGGUGGGAGGCUACUCCUUCAACUACUCCAACUACCACAUGGUUCUCAACUAUAACCUGGAGACCAGCACGUGGGAUACGGUUCCUGUCAGCAGCGGCCCUCUCUACAGAUAUGGACACUCGCUGGCUCUGUACCAGGAUGACAUCUACAUGUUCGGCGGGAAGCUGGAAGCAGGAUCUGCUAACGUGACGGAUGAGAUGUGGGUGUUCAACAUCCCCAGACGCACCUGGUCGCUGCUGAAACCAGCCCCGCCUCCUCCCUACGCCCUGGAGGGACACACUGCCCACGUGGUAGAGCUGGCCGAUGGAGAACCGGUGAUGCUGAUCUUCUUUGGCUACUCGCCAGUCUACAGCUACAUCAACAAAGUUCAGGAGUUACAACAUCA
Messenger RNA from Lates calcarifer (barramundi perch), 1047 nucleotides. Its product is annotated as attractin-like protein 1. NCBI's taxonomy places the organism in Eukaryota, Metazoa, Chordata, Actinopteri, Centropomidae. Gene Ontology annotation, cellular component: Golgi apparatus. Gene Ontology annotation, molecular function: protein binding. The transcript has 7 exons. The record is from RefSeq and is a predicted model, not a curated record. The annotation marks the transcript as partial.